Rubroshorea leprosula is the source of this 1421-nucleotide messenger RNA. The record is from the annotation of a GenBank genome assembly. Lineage: Eukaryota; Viridiplantae; Streptophyta; Magnoliopsida; Malvales; Dipterocarpaceae.
AUCAUUCCUCUGUAUUUCAACAACCCCCAUAUUGGUAUAUUUCAAUUUCUUACAUAUUAAACCUUUAAAAGAAUAAUUCAUUCUAUGAUGUUAUGUUUAUAAUUAACUUCUCUGUCCAUAAUGCAUUUCAGGUAUUACUGGUACCAGCCAACACACCUUCACCAAACAAACAAUUGUCACGCAAUGGCGAGCAGUGCUGCAAAGGAAUCUACAUUGCCUCUAGCAGCCUCUGCAACCCCAAAAAAUGAAGAAGACACUCACAAGAAAAGACGAUUCCAUAAGGUCCUAGCUUAUGUUCCUACAGAGAUAAGAUUGAGCAUUCCCCCAAUCCUUUCCAAGCUAGGCAUAUACUUUGGUGUUUACCUUAGUCUGGGCACUGCAAUCUUCUACUGUCUGGAGGACGAAAUCAAAGGGAAAAAAACAAAUGAUUUGAUUGACUCUCUCUACUUGUGUGUUCAAACAAUGACCACAGUUGGAUACGGAGACCUUGACCCUGAUAGCUUCCUCGCAAAGACUGUAUGUAGUGUCUUUGCCACGGUAGGGAUGUAUCUGGUGGGAGUGGUGGUGAAGCUAGCAGCAAGCUACCUGGUGGAGAAGCAGGAGGAUAUGCUGAUUCGAGCCCUCCACCUGUCCCAGAAAAUUGGCCCUGUUGAUGCCCUGAAGCAGAUUGAAACCACCAAGAUAAGUUACAAGAAGUGUUAUAUAUCAGCAGCAGUGAUGUUGGCACACAUGUUUAUUGGUAUCUUUAUGCUGAUGGGCAUAGAGAAAAUGGAUUUCCUGGAUGCAGUCUACUGUACCUCCACCACCAUGACCACCGUUGGUUAUGGAGAUGAAAGCUUCUCAACUGCCCUUGGCCGCCUUUUUGGGAUUGCCUGGAUAUCCUCUGGAACUACCUCUUUAGGCCAGCUGUUGCUCUACCUUGCAGAGGCGUAUGUAGAAGGCCAGCAGAUUGAAGUAGUCAAGUUAGUCCUUUCCAGGAGGAUCACAAACAUUGACCUGGAGGCAGCUGAUCAUAUUGGCAACAAGGAAAAGCUAACCGGGGCCACGGAUUCCAUUCUCCAGAAGCUUAAAGAGAUGGGGAAGAUCAGCCAGGAUGACAUUGCACUCGCAUCCAAAGAAUUCCAAGAUGUUCCACCUUCUCAGAAGAAUUGAUCCCAACUGGAAAGAUGUGCAUGCAAGUUAGGGAGUUAGAGAGCUACUUAUGAUGUGAUAAAUAUUUAUAUCAUGUAUUUCUGUGUAUGUACUUUCAGCCUAUGGCCUUCCUGAGGCUGAAGAAGGUGUUUAACAUCCUUGGAACCCCAUAAAAUAAAACUUGGCUAGGAGCAAGUAUUUUCCUAUGCAUGUUUCAAUAUAAAUUGUCUCUUAUGUAUCACAAAUGGGAAUUAUGUAGAUGAUUAUUGUGAUAAAGAUCGAUUUAUAUA